UGUUACUUUUUUCCCAACUUGAACAAGUCCAACAAGUGAAUUUCACAUUCCCGCAGAAACCUAAAGACGAGAAACAUAUGCAUAUCUGAAGUUUCCACUAAUUGAUGCGAGCAUUCACUUCGAAAUAGAUACCACCCGAUUUUCAUUGAGCUCAUUUGUCCGAAGACCUUUCCAGUUGAUCACCUUGAGAAAACACAAUUGACAGAUGACGAGAACCGGAGAUAUUUGCAUGGUGGGAAUCACUUGUGACUAUGGCAUCACACUCGCCAUGCGAUCGCACGAGUAUUCGUUGUACCAUUUGGGUGAUCACAUUUAUUGCUGUGCUCGCGCCCUCGCUGGAGACAUCUUUGCGGAGAUUAAAAUCAAAUUGGCAGCGCAAUACCUCAACCAAAACCUAAAGAUACCCAUAAAGAAAGCCCAGGAGCUGCUGUGGCAGUUAUAUCCGGACAUUACGACGGAUCCAGUGCUGCUCGCUGCCCAGGAGAACAACAGACAGUACCUAUAUGCCACACAACUGGAUGGAAGCUGUACCGAUAACAAUCAUGUCGCCGCCUCUGGCAGGGGCACUGCCAUAGCGGAGGCCAUGGAUUGGCUGGCCAAGAACUGGGAUAGAAAUCAAGACCUCAUGAUGUCUGAGGUGAUGGCACGAAAGGUACUACAAAAUUGGGACACAUUUCAAAAUACUUCCACGGAAGUGAUCGUUCUGUACAAGCGCAAGGAGGAUGCUGCCCUGGACACCGAUGACUCGAAGUAAAAGGGGAAGACAAGGCAAAAAAGGAAUAGGGGAAGUCAUGGCCAAA
Drosophila guanche is the source of this 800-nucleotide messenger RNA. RefSeq lists its product as uncharacterized. The transcript is spliced from 4 exons. The coding region runs from base 206 to 754 and encodes 182 amino acids. Gene Ontology annotation, cellular component: proteasome core complex. The record is from RefSeq and is a predicted model, not a curated record. Lineage: Eukaryota; Metazoa; Arthropoda; Insecta; Diptera; Drosophilidae.